AUGAACAGGAUUGGUAUGACGCGGAUCAAGAAAGCAGACCUUGAUGCUAUUCCCAAAAAGUUGAUUGAUCGCCUCGUUGAUAACCUGGUGGAGUACGGGGCCAAUAUGGCAAAACACAACAACAAGAGCCGCAUACUGGGUAUGUCCGUCAACCCAUUUGCCACCAAGUUCUUGAUACCGGAGAUACUUGCUCUCUCCACGGAUGUUGAAGAGGUAGACGGGGAGUUGCGGGGACUUGCGUGCAAUGUUGAUACUCUCGCCAAGCGAUACUUGAAUGAACAGGAAGCCCCACAAGAAGAAGGGGUUGAUCGGGUGGCUGCCACCAUUGACGCGUGGUUCGGUCAAGACUUCAAGCUGGUGGCAAUCUUGAUGAAUCAGAAGAGACACGUCCCGCUCCCAAUUAUCAGCACGAUUGGUACGAACAAGAUAGAAUGGGUGGAGAAUGUGGAGCUGGUGGCCAAGCAUUUUGACUUGCUGGAGUGGUGGGAGACACAUGGGAAGAGUGCUUACCCUCUUAUCUAUCCCGUAGCAAUCUGUAUUCUUGCGGUCCCAGAGAGCAAUGGGCACCAAGAGCGGACUUUCAGUGCCGCUACAUGGAUGGAUGGGAUUCUCAAGCAGCUCCAGCAUGACAUUACUUUCCAAAUGAAGGUCCUGACCUAUAAGAAUUCCAAGUUCAUGGACGAACACCGCUUCCACUUGCAGAAGGAUCAGCUGGAAAAAGCCAAACGUCGGACUACAGACCUGUUGGAGAGAAUUGCUAAGAAGAAACCCGAAGAAGAGAUUUCCCCAGCCUUUCAGGAUAUGCUGGAGUUGGGAGUGUUGGAGGCCAUAAAGGCGUUGGAGGAGGCCCGCCAGGAUGAUUAG
Messenger RNA from Seminavis robusta, 864 nucleotides. The record is from the annotation of a GenBank genome assembly. NCBI's taxonomy places the organism in Eukaryota, Bacillariophyta, Bacillariophyceae, Naviculales, Naviculaceae.